AGUUCGGCCCAUAAUGGGUAUCCAAUAUUUGUAGGGUGUGUGUCGGGUGUGCGGAGGCAACAGGUUCAACCCUUAGCCAGCGGAGCUUUUCGACCCGAAAGCUGCGAGGAGCUGCGCAGGCGUCGACUGCGGCAGAGACAGCGGCAGCGACAGAGGCGGCGACAGCGGCGGUGGCAGAGGCUGCGGCGGACUUUCCGCCAAGCGGACGGAUUUGGAUUUGGCCAAAAAAGCAAUUCAGUCUCAGUGCGCUGUUGUCGCUGCGGUAGGCGCAUCGCUGGCAUUUCCUUGCCGUUUUUGAACAUUUUCGAACAGAGACACCUCUUGGCAGGCCGUUUGUUUUUUGUAAUUUAAUAAUUUGUGGUGUGAGCGCGUGCGAGUGGUUUUUCCUGUUAUUGGAAAACAUCGAAAAUUCGCCUCCUGCUCCACAUACCACAUACACAUACCACAUAAGACGCCCCCCAGACGCCCGCCCGCCCAUCUCAGCACCACUCAGCAGCAUGGAGCAGCUGUGCUACCUGGCGCUGAGCGUCCUGCUGGCCAUCGUCGUGCUCUACGGACUCCUGGAGCUCCACUACUUCCUGCGCAUGUGCCUCUGUGUCCUGCUCGCGCGCUUCGUCAAGAGGCGCUGCCACAUCCUGGACGUCACCACUGUGAACGGACUGUGCCUCACCAACGAUGUGGACACAUUGCUGUACCACAUGAACAACGCUCGUUAUUUCCGGGAGCUGGACUUCGCCCGCGUGGACUUCUACGAGCGGACCAAUCUGUACCGCACCAUCACGGGAAUGGGCGGUUCCGUUUUCCAGGGGGCGGCCACCAUCCGCUACCGCCGUUUCAUCCGCCCCUUUCACCGGUUCAACAUAGUGUCGCGGAUAAUUUACUGGGACGAGCAGUCGCUGUUCAUGGAGCACCGCUUCGUGCGUCCGUCGGACAAGUUCGUGCACUGCAUCGCGAUUUGCCGCCAGCGGGUGAUCGAUGUGUCCAUGGAGGCGGUGAUGGCGGAACUCCUCACCAGGACCUCCUCGAACGGAUUCCGGGCGACGUCGUCGCCGUCGCUAUCGCCAGCGCUGGCUGCCCCAUCGACGACGCCGGCGUUGGGGGGGAUUAGCAAUCCGGCGAUGGACACUUCGCUGGCGGAGAACGGACAUGGUGCGACCGGAGGGGCGACGGGUGCCACGCCCACAGCCGCAGUGGCGGCGCACUGCCUCAAGUUGAAGCCCUCGUUGCCGCCGGAGUUGUCCAAGUGGAUCGAGUACAAUGAGAUGUCCAGCAAGAAUCUGCGCAGCGGCUGCUGACUGGAAUCGCUGGAAUCGCCGCAAGCGGAAGCGGAAGGGAAAGCGGUUGCGCAACCGGAAACGGAAACUCCCAUUAACCCAUUUUUUUUUGCCUCGCGUGCUUGUGUGUGUAUGUGUGUGUGCUAAUGUUAAAUUCCUAAGUGUGCCCGUGGAAUGUGUAAAUUAUAAGCUAUGUAAGUGUCUGAAAAACAAAAAAAGCCCGCCCUCUUUUGGCCUUAACUAAUGUAUUGUAUAAUUACCCAGAAAUCAGCCACGCCACUUGAACGAAAAAAAAAAAACAAACAAAUACAAAAUCCUUGGUAGUCCACAGUGUGUAAAUUACGAUGUACAUUGAUUGUUUAGUAAAAUGAAGAAAAUAGUGUAAAAAGAUUCAACCGAACGAGAGAUAUUCUUGGGCCUUUGGUUUCAGCGCCUGAAAGCAGGCUACAGAAAAGUUGGUGAGAAAACAAAAGUUUCAUUCUACAGAUAAACUUAAAAACAAUAAAGUUUAGAAAGCUUUUUAAAUGAUAAUCAAAAGUAAAAAUAAUGGACCAAAUGUAAAACUAAGCUGUUCUUUAGGUUUGCUAUUUAAAUUCAGAGUUAUUAGAACCUCUUUUGAUCAAAACCAAAUUGCAUAUUUUUAAUUUAGCAACAGGUCUGCCACUAAUUUCCACAUAUGUAUGAAUGUAAAGCUUAAAGAAAUAUGCAUUGAAUUCAAUUAAAACAUUGGAACUUCGGUUUUAUUAUUUUUGAUUUUUUUAUUUAUUUUUUUCCCUUUCCAUAAGUGAGAAUCGCGAUACAAUUGCACAAUUCCCCUGCUUUGCUUAUUCUUAUGAUUAAGCAGUAACUUAAACCCAUUGGUAAAUAUUUUCUUAAGGUUUUUAAUCAUCGCUGGAGUGAUGGUUAACACCCAUUUUGAACUUUCAGCAGCGGCCCUUUGAGACUUUGGCUAUUCGAAUAAUUUGCCGUUAAAAAACAACCAGGUGAUCGCAGUUCGAUGGCUAGUGUUUACAGCGAUCGUAGUCAACUUUUUGAACAGCUAUAAUUUUACGCGUUUACCUGUGAGUUUGCUAAUUACGACACGGCAGAGAUUCUCAUACAUAAGAAAAUAGCAGUGUGAAUCGGAAUCAAUCGAUUGCUUAGGCAAAGUGGGAUUGUCUUUACAGGUGAGCGAAGAAAUAGAGAAAUACAAAACAAAAGAAAGUGAGAGAGGAAAAUUAAAGGGUUUUUUCCAGUGUUGACCAUAAUUAUUUGCCAAAAGUAGCUAAAUCAACUAUUUAAUAUAGCUACUGCCCUUUUUUUUGCGGUUAACUCUCGAUAACUGUCGAAAAAUUACAUUUACAGAAGUCACAAGAUGAACUGUGAUAUAAUUUUCACUAGUUAAUAACAGUAUUUACUUUAAUACAACCGUUGCUAAUAUAACUGGUUACUUCACUACGUUUUAGUUUUUAACUACAUACAUAUGUAUGUACUUCACUAAUAGAAUGCUUACAUUGCGUAUACGCCUAGUAACCGUUUAAAGUAAUUGGUUGGGUUAAAAAAAACGAGUGGUAAAAUACAGUAAUUAAAAAGAUACUUUACUUUCAGUAAUUUGUAUUAUUUGUCAUUAUAUUGUCGUAUCACUUUUAACUGAUAGUUUUUUUUUACUUUGUAUUAAUAAGG
This is a messenger RNA of Drosophila gunungcola (fruit fly), 2936 nucleotides long. RefSeq names its product protein THEM6. The transcript is spliced from 4 exons. Bases 498 to 1295 code for a protein of 265 amino acids. The record is from RefSeq and is a predicted model, not a curated record. Lineage: Eukaryota; Metazoa; Arthropoda; Insecta; Diptera; Drosophilidae.